Oenanthe melanoleuca is the source of this 608-nucleotide messenger RNA. It is a transcript of the gene LSM5, whose product is annotated as LSM5 homolog, U6 small nuclear RNA and mRNA degradation associated. The coding region runs from base 95 to 370 and encodes 91 amino acids. The record is from RefSeq and is a predicted model, not a curated record. The transcript is spliced from 5 exons. Gene Ontology annotation, cellular component: Lsm1-7-Pat1 complex; U6 snRNP; U4/U6 x U5 tri-snRNP complex. Gene Ontology annotation, molecular function: RNA binding. NCBI's taxonomy places the organism in Eukaryota, Metazoa, Chordata, Aves, Passeriformes, Muscicapidae. Gene Ontology annotation, biological process: mRNA splicing, via spliceosome.
GGGCGGAGCGGAGCGGGGCGGCUGCCGGCCCGGCCCGGCCCUUCCCGUGUGUGGGCGGUGGCGGCGGCCGCCAUUGGCCAGGGCCGGUUCCGACAUGGCGGCGAGCGCGGUGUCCAACCCGUCCCAGCUCCUGCCUCUUGAACUUGUGGACAAGUGCAUCGGCUCACGCAUUCACAUCGUGAUGAAGAGCGACAAAGAAAUUGUUGGGACGCUUCUAGGAUUUGAUGACUUUGUCAAUAUGGUGCUGGAAGAUGUUACAGAAUUUGAGAUCACACCUGAGGGCAGAAGAAUCACAAAGCUGGACCAGAUUCUGCUAAAUGGAAAUAACAUAACUAUGCUGGUUCCUGGAGGAGAAGGACCUGAAGUAUGAAGACGUGAUAUUCAUAUGUACUUUCUAUGUACAUAAGCAAAAUCUAAAUAGGGGUUUUGGGAUAGAAGUGUCUUUGGGUGUGGAUUGGUCACUUGCUUUGGUUACACACUGGACAUUUUACAAAUCACAACUCUUUAGGAAAGGUGCUGGUGGUCAUGUUGACUUUGUAAGUUGAAAUUGUGACUUUCUCGUAAAGACACAAGAACCUCUUCUGAAUAAAUGGUUUUUCUUUGUUGGC